CAGACCUUCACCAAAAGGAGGGAAAAAUAUCCAAUUUUCAUCGCAAAAUUAGCUAGGGCGAGAGCAAAGGGCUGAGCUAAUUGUAGCCUAAUCCUCUGCCCUGCAGGCGUUUGCAAAGCCCUGAGCAAGAAUUCGCUUUUUUUCCUCCUCUUCUCCCUUCCCUCUGUUAUUUAGAGACGGGAUUAUUGCCUUUCUUCUCAUAACAGCCUCGGCAGUUUCAUUUAAAGGCUUUUUUUCCCCCCUCUCACACACACACAUACACACACACGCACAAAAUAAAUAGAAAAAGAAGCAGCAAAAACAGGGGAAGAGCGAGGAGACAGAGAAGCUUUAAAAAUAAUAAUAAUCACAGCAGGAUCUGCGGAGCAAAGAUAGUAAUAAAAGCAAAAAGCUGAGCCCAUCCACACACAGCCCCGGCAGAGCCCAAAGCCAAAGGGGGGCUCGCAGAUCUCUUCUGUGCUCAAGGAGGGAAGAAGCAUGUCCCGUCUGUCUCUGACACGCUCCCCGGUUUCUCCUCUGGCUGCUCAAGGAAUUCCUCUCCCAGCUCAACUCACCAAGUCCAACGCUCCCGUGCACAUCGAUGUAGGAGGACACAUGUACACCAGCAGCCUGGCUACCCUGACCAAGUACCCAGACUCCAGAAUAAGUCGUCUGUUUAAUGGCACAGAGCCUAUUGUCUUGGACAGUUUAAAACAACAUUAUUUCAUUGAUCGAGAUGGGGAAAUUUUCAGAUAUAUAUUAAGCUUCCUAAGGACAUCUAAGCUACUGCUCCCAGAUGACUUUAAGGACUUUAAUCUUUUAUAUGAAGAAGCAAAGUAUUACCAGCUGCAGCCAAUGAUUAAGGAACUUGAGCGAUGGAAACAAGAGAAAGAACAAAGGAAACAUUUCCAGCCUUGUGACUGCUUGGUUGUAAGAGUGACUCCAGAUCUGGGGGAAAGAAUUGCAUUGAGUGGGGAGAAGGCUUUGAUAGAAGAGAUCUUCCCGGAGACGGGGGAUGUCAUGUGCAACUCGGUGAACGCGGGCUGGAACCAGGACCCCACCCACGUUAUCAGGUUUCCCUUGAAUGGAUACUGCCGGCUGAACUCCGUGCAGGUGCUCGAGAGAUUAUUUCAGAAGGGAUUUAACGUGGCAGCUUCCUGUGGUGGUGGGGUGGAUUCCUCCCAGUUCAGCGAGUACGUGCUGUGUCGCGAAGACAGACGAGCGCAGCCCACCCCAACAAUCAGAAUAAAACAGGAGCCCCUGGACUAGACCCUCCCCGUGCCCCCUUUGUAACCGUAGAAGUGUUUAAUAGUCCCUUAUGUGAAACACUAAGGAUUUGCAAAACAGUAUUAGCAAACAGAUUUUGACUUUAUGUUGCCCAUUAGCGGUACUCUGAAACUACCUGUCACAUAGCCAGCCAUGGAAUGCGUUUGGAAAACCAGUUGUCUGUCGUUCACGGUGGAGUUCCUGAGCACACCCAGCAUGGCAGGGCUGGGAUGGACUUUGGGCUGACCAGCAGUGGUGUGGAACAGGCAAAGCUUUGGAAACCCUGGCCCUGGACUGGACUUCUGCAGCAAGAGCCAUGGAAGCAGUGGAACCGCCCAGCAGGAGCCCAGGGACAGCCCAGAGCUGCGCUGCGGGGACGGGGGCGUCUGCGGGAGGAAGAACCCCAAAAACUGCACUGAGAACCUUCCCUGACUGCUGCCCCUCCUCCAUAUCAGGCGUGCUUCACACCCCCAGCAUCACAGUCACCUGGUGAUUGUACCCACCCACAUGAGCAAAUGGCUUAUUUUUAUACUACAUUUCCAGCUGAGGUCUCUCUCUGUGAACAGGAUUCAGAACCGGGAAAGGACUGAUUCAUAGUCACUGGUGCUCGGUGCUUAAACCCCCCACACAAACCAACCAAAAGACAAGAAAUUAGGCAGGCCCACUUAUGGCAAUAUUUGCAACAGUAGGGAUCUGGAAGCACAAAAUAAAAUGCCAUCCACCAUCACACGAGGGUCACAUACCCCACGAGGAGCUGUAGCUCUUUUAAAGCCAAUCUUGUUUUUACAGCAGCUGUUAAGUUUUGCAUCAUCGAAGAAGCGUGGUUCUACCAAACAAGCCACCCCUUGUUAAUCAUUUACUAACCAUGUUAGAAGCCCACAUUUAGCAGGAAAGUUUAAGGAUUUUGGACAAGCCCACUCUUUAUGGGUCUGGAAUUCUUGCAGAGUUGUUAAAACCCUGUAUUGCCAUUGUCAGAUGAAAGCAGGACGCCGUCGGUUUAAA
Messenger RNA from Pyrgilauda ruficollis (rufous-necked snowfinch), 2247 nucleotides. It is a transcript of the gene KCTD15, whose product is annotated as potassium channel tetramerization domain containing 15. Gene Ontology annotation, biological process: protein homooligomerization. The transcript has 5 exons. Lineage: Eukaryota; Metazoa; Chordata; Aves; Passeriformes; Passeridae. Bases 478 to 1248 code for a protein of 256 amino acids. The record is from RefSeq and is a predicted model, not a curated record. Gene Ontology annotation, molecular function: protein binding.